GCGGGUGCUGUGGUGCUGCCGUGGCUACUUGCCGGCAUCAACAACAUCAUGGCUCUGAAAGUGUACUUAGUUUCUUGUUUGUUCGCGUUUUCUGUGUUAUUACCACAUGUUCUGGGCGGUGGGGAAACGCUCGUGCUUUUAGAUAACCUCGCCAUAAAAGAGACGCAUUCAAUAUUCUUCAAAUCCUUGCAAGAUCGUGGUUUUAAGCUUACCUUCAAGUCCGCCGACGACCCAUCUCUAUCUCUCAAGAAGCAUGGAGAAUAUCUCUACAAGCACUUGAUCCUCUUCUCCCCGUCGGUGGAAGAAUUCGGAGGCACCAUCAAUGUCCAAGCACUCACCGAGUUCGUUGACGAUGGGGGCAACAUUUUGGCGGCUGCCAGUUCCAGUGUUGGCGACAUCAUCCGUGAACUGGCCAACGAAUGCGGCUUCGAAAUCGACGAGGAAGGAAGCUACGUGAUUGACCAUCUCAACUACGACGUGUCUGAUGAAGGCAAGCACACGACGAUUGUAGCGGACCCCGAAAACCUGCUGGAUGCACCCACGGUCAUUGGCAGCAAGAACAUUCCGCCUCUGCUUUUCAAGGGUGUCGGCAUCAUCUCGGAUCAGGAGAACCCCCUUGUCCUGGAGGUGCUGACCGCAUCGUCAACGGCCUACAGCAGUAACCCAGACAACAAGAUCACUGAGUACCCUCAUGCUGUCGGCAAGAACACGCUACUCAUCUCUGCAUUGCAAGCGAGGAACAAUGCCCGUGUGGUGUUCUCCGGGUCCAUGGAUUUCUUCAGCGACAAGUACUUCUCGUCUCCUGUUCAGAAAGCUGCUCCUGGCUCUAAGAAGCAUGCAACGUCCGGUAACCAGGCCUUGGCCGUAGCCCUGUCGCAGUGGGUCUUUAAGGAGAAGGGUGUGCUCAGGGCACAGAACAUCAAGCACUACAAGAAGGGAGAAAAGAAUGCACCAGAUGCAUACACCGUCAUGGAUGAUGUUGUGUACAGCAUUGAGAUCGAGAUCCUGAAGGGUGACAAGUGGGUGCCGUUCGACGCCAGUGACCUGCAGCUCGAGUUUGUUCGCAUCGAUCCAUUUGUGCGAACCAAGCUCCAGAAGAAGGGCCAGAAAUACGAGGCUCAGUUCAAGGUGCCCGACGUGUAUGGUGUUUACCAGUUUAAGGUAGACUACAACCGCAUCGGCUACACGCAUCUGUACACAUCUACUCAGGUUUCCGUGCGACCGCUCCAGCACACGCAAUACGAGCGCUUCAUUCCGUCCGCUUACCCGUACUAUCUGAGCGCCUUCUCCAUGAUGAUCGGAGUGUUCCUGCUGAGCUGUGUGUUCCUCCACCACAAAGACAUGCCCAAGAGCAAGGCCGAGUGAAAUCGGGUGGCUGGCCCCACAUCACCACCUCAUCCGCGCGUCGCACCAGGUUAUUCUACGCCAUUGUCUCAUUACACAAGAGUCAUCAUGUGCGUCCUUGCUCCGAACGAGUGAUAUGCACAAGCGGAGAAGAGCAAGUCUGGAAGCUCCUCCUGGCUUAAAAGUUGCAGAGUGCGAAUGGUUAUCAAAGACAGUGGGACCUUUUUUUUUUUUUUUUCUGUUGUCACUUUUUUGGUUUUGCGUUUGAAUGUUGUGUUGAGUGUGCGGCUGCGAAGACAUUGUUAUGGGUUUCCUUAAUUUUUUUUUCAAUAAAAUGUAAUAUAAGGGUCA
Messenger RNA from Dermacentor silvarum, 1695 nucleotides. RefSeq names its product dolichyl-diphosphooligosaccharide--protein glycosyltransferase 48 kDa subunit (gene Ost48). The record is from RefSeq and is a predicted model, not a curated record. Gene Ontology annotation, cellular component: endoplasmic reticulum membrane; oligosaccharyltransferase complex. Lineage: Eukaryota; Metazoa; Arthropoda; Arachnida; Ixodida; Ixodidae. The transcript is spliced from 11 exons. The coding region runs from base 49 to 1365 and encodes 438 amino acids.